AUGACCAUCAAGACGGGGUUUGUAAAAGUUGUCAAAAAUAAGGCCUACUUCCAGAGAUUCCAAGUGAAAUUCAGAAGACGACAAGAGGGUAAAACUGAUUACAAUGCCCAGAAAUGCUUGGUAAUCCAGGAUGAAAAUAAGUACGACACACCCAGAUACAGGGUGAUAGUUCGUGCAGCCAACAGAGAUGUCAUUUGUCAGACUGCGUAUGACCGUGUGGAAGGAGAUACGGUAGUCUGUGCAGCUUAUGCUCACGAACUCCCGAAGCACAGUGUGACGGUCAGCCUGACAAGUUACGCUGCAGCACACUGUACUGGCCUGCUGCUGGCCCAGCUUCUCAACGGGUUUGGCACGGACAGGAUCUGUGAAGGCCAAGUGCAGGUGACUAGAGAUGAACACAAUGUGGAAAGCACUGAUGGUCAACCUGGUGCCUUCACCUGCUAUUUGGAGGCAGGGCUUGCCAGAACUACUACUGGAAAUAAAGUGUUUGGGCCCCUGAAGGGAGCUGUGGGUGGAGGCUUGUCUAUCCCUGACAGUACCAAACGAUUCCCUGGUUAUGAUCCAGAAAGCAAGGAACUCAAUGCGGAAAGGCAUCGGAGGCACAUCAUGGGUCAGCAUGCGGCAGAUUAUAUGCACUACCUGAUGGAGGAAGAUGAAGAAGCUUAUAAGAAACAGUUCUCUCAAUACAUAAAGAACAAUGUAACUCCAGACAUGAUGGAGGAUAUGUAUAAGAAAGCUUAUGCUGCUGUACGAGAGAACCCAGUCUAUAAAAAGCAGGCUAAGAAAGAAAUUAAAGAGAAGAGAUGGAGUCAUCCCAAAGCGUCUCUUGCCCAGAAGAAAGAUCAGGUAGCUCCGAAGAAAGCAAGCUUCCUCAGAGCUCAGGAACGGGCUGCUGAGAGCUAA
Molecule: messenger RNA, 903 nt
Organism: Phyllostomus hastatus (greater spear-nosed bat)
Lineage: Eukaryota; Metazoa; Chordata; Mammalia; Chiroptera; Phyllostomidae
Product: 60S ribosomal protein L5-like
Biological process (GO): ribosomal large subunit assembly; translation
Cellular component (GO): ribosome; cytosolic large ribosomal subunit
Molecular function (GO): 5S rRNA binding; structural constituent of ribosome
Source: RefSeq, a predicted model, not a curated record